Messenger RNA from Porites evermanni, 945 nucleotides. Lineage: Eukaryota; Metazoa; Cnidaria; Anthozoa; Scleractinia; Poritidae. The record is from the annotation of a GenBank genome assembly.
AUGGUCUUAUUCUCUCAAGUGAUAGCAACGUUCCACGCACUUUUCGACGUGAUCGGCCUCCCCGGUAAUUUAUUAGUCAUAGUGACGAUUAUCAUCGAAUCAAGGUUUCAUGUGAUGCGAUAUAUUUUACUGGCCAGUCUCGCGUUAUCGGACUUUCUGCUGUUGGUCAUCGUCAACUCUUUCCUCAUUGGAAGCAUAGCGCAAGAGCGCUGGUUGUAUGGUCAAACAAUGUGCAAUCUCAACCCUUUCUUUGCAAGAUACUUUUAUAUAAACACGGUUCUUCACUUGGUAGCAGUGUCUUAUGAUCGAUACCAAGCCAUAGUUAAAUCACCUCUGACGUAUGAUGGCACCAUUUUUACGAAAACAAGAAUGGCGUUUAUGGCUCUCAUCUGGAUAAUCCCGAUUCCACUUUCCAUCGGUCCAUUCCUUGGUUGGGGAAAGUACGUUUACAACCCAGAGGUGUACUUUUGCGAGCAAGGAUGGGCUGAGCAGAGUGAGUGGAUUAGAGUCGUUUUACCGGUUGCAACCCUUAUUGUGCCAUUUCUGGUCAUUGUAUUUCUAAACGUGUCAGUAUACAAGACGGCAAAAAGGCAGAUAAACGCCAUUGAAGUCCAAGUGGCCAGCCACGUUGAUGCUAAAAGCCAUCAACAGCAAGAAAUGUCGAGGCGAAUAAGAGAUCGGAAGGCAGCUGUCGAUGUCUCCAUCAUCAUCACCGCGUUUUUGGUGUGCUUUCUCCCAGCCUGGAUUAUGGGCUUUUUCCGCAAUUUUGUCCCUGGAAUCGAUGUUCCAGCCGAGGCAGUCCUCGGCACAUCGUGCAUUUUCUUCCUCACCUCAAUAUGCAACCCGAUCAUCUAUUCCAUCCGUAGACGAGAAUUCCGUGUCGCGUUGAAGAAAGUGUUCAGAAGGGUUGGAGUUUGUCAAGAUCCUAACGAUAACAGCGUUUGA